AAUACUCCGUUGGGUAUUUGAUGAAAAUAAAAAUUGAAAGAUGACACGAAUACUUUUUUAUUAAUAAAAACAAGUAACAAAUACGCUACAAUACUAUUUGAUAUUAAAAUUUUCUUCGAUUUCCGAGAUCACUGACAUCAUCGUCACUUGCUACCAUCGACCAAGGGGAAUUUCCUCCAUUAUAACUAAAUAUAUUUACGUUUUCUUUAAUAUUAUAGAUUAUAAACGUAGAAGGAGAAUUAAAAUAACCGUCUAAAGCUAGAUAACGAAGAGUAAUGGAAGCUGGAUUGAGUUAUAAGCACAUCUUGUUGACGGGUCCGCCCGGAAUCGGCAAAACCACCGUAGUCAGGAAGGUUUACGAGAAACUUAAAGAAUAUAACACGAUAAGAACUAAAGGAUUCUACACGGAAGAGAUCAAGAGCGGAGGCAAGCGCAUCGGAUUCGACAUCUGCUCCCUGGACGGCAGGAGAGGACCGCUUGCCAGAAUCAGCAGCGGCGGAUCCGACGGCCCCCGGGUGGGUCAGUACGUCGUCAACCUGAGUUCCUUCGAAAAUCUAGCCCUUCCGGCUCUGGAGACCGACAACUCGCUUCCCACCGUCCUCAUCAUCGACGAGAUCGGUAAGAUGGAACUGUUCAGUACGUGCUUUCGGCAGUCGGUCAAGGAACAGUUCGGACGGUCCCCGUCGCUCAAGAUACUGGCCACCGUGCCGGUGAGGAGCAGAGGAAAGCCGCUGAGCUUCGUCGAGGAUCUGAAGAAGAGAAACGACGUGGAGAUUUACGUCGUCACCAAGGAUAACCGCGACGAGGUGGUGGCCGAGAUAGCGGAGAAGCUGGUUUCCAAUUAGGAAUGCGACUUGUCUCCCUCUGCGCCUCUCGUUUAAUUUAUUGAGAAUGAAAUAUUUGUAAAUCUGUUGCUGCAAGGAUAGAGUUUACCUUAUAUGAAAAAAAUAUAUAUAUUAUUAUGAUAAUGAUGCUGUUGUGUUCGGCUAUUUCGUACGUUUUGCUGUUGUAUUAUUAUUUUAUCGUUAUUAUUAUUACGAUUAUUGAUAUUUGCUUCCACGGUCGAGGACGAAUUGUGUAACCGUUGUCGGAGUCGUCUUUUUGUGCAGAAUUGUGCCGGACUUUGCAUAUAUAUCCGUAACAUUUUAAUUACUAAUGACUUAGCUGUUUUUGUGGGAGACUUUUGUGGAUUUGCCAGUUCGUUAUUAUUUUUUUAAUCUGUUUUUUGAGGAGUUGAGGAGUUCUCAGUUAUAUUGAGUUUCUUGUUAUAAAAGUAUUUAAAAAAUAUAUAUAUAUAUAUAUAUAUGUAUAUAUAUAUGUAUAUAUUUAAAACUUAUAAAGUAUAAUUGCAAAUUAUAAAAGUUUCUACCUAUAAGUGAUUAAAAGUAUCAAAAAAAAACAAAUAUCAGAAGUCCAAAAGCUGUUGGAUCCUUAUGACAAGACAAUGAUAGUCCUAUUGAAUAUUUUGUUAACUUAUCUGUUUUAUUUAGACUUUUUUGUGUUAGUUUUUUGUACUCUAUAGAUUUGGUGGCUUAGUUAUGAAUUAUUGCAAAAAAUAACAAAUUUUAUAUAAAUGACAGUUGCAAAAUGUACUUAAAACAAUCUUGAUAGUAUUGAAGACUUAAAAAACAUUCUCGGUUGGUAGAAGCCAACAAUCAUCCGAGUUACAUUGUUAGUGACUAAUUUAACUUGAAGGAUUAUUCUGUUAUUCUUCAUAUUUUUAUUUUCUACGAUAACCUUUGUCGUUACGAUUCUUACCAUUAGGAAACAAUACCCAAAGCUACUUCUCGUGAAAACAUUGCUGUGUUGUUUGACGGUGCGUCUCGCACGUUUACUUUCGGGGCCGGUCCGAUCGACGUUAGGCUCUCGAACGCGGGUCUGUAAACAACGGGCUGUCGGCGCAACAAAAUCAAAGAAUUUUUCGGCGGUUCGAGACAGAGUACUACAUCGAAUUGCCUCAUUCCUAUGGGACUGGUGCCGUUUACUCUGUUGGACGAUUCUUGAAAUUUAAACAAGGUGUGUAUUAUAACUUUUGCAAGAUCAAAGCUUUUUGAGGAUUUGUGCCGUGUUCAAAUUAGUGUUUAAUAUAGACAAUCUGCACUAAUUUGUUUUACAUUGUAUCCAUCUGGUAAUUUAUCAUGUAUCAUACAUUAUAAUCAAAGCAUAGUUUGCAAUGAUUCAGAAUAUUUAGAAGCCAUUUUAUGAUUUUGUUAACAAAUUUUUACAAACAUUGUUAUGGUAUGUCUAUAUUUGAAUUACAAGUGCUUCAACUUAACUGUAUAUCUCAAAGGGAACUGUAUAACUAAAUAAAACAAAAGGGAAUUAACCUGAUCUUGUGUCGAUAAAUUACAGUUAUUUUGAGCUAUCCGUAUGUACUUUGUGUGUAAAACUGUAACAGUACUCUGUAUGUGUACUUAAAGGUGUUAAUUACAAUAAAUAUAUUAAGAUACAGUA
Messenger RNA from Centruroides sculpturatus (bark scorpion), 2454 nucleotides. RefSeq names its product cancer-related nucleoside-triphosphatase homolog. The transcript has a single exon. NCBI's taxonomy places the organism in Eukaryota, Metazoa, Arthropoda, Arachnida, Scorpiones, Buthidae. Gene Ontology annotation, molecular function: ATP hydrolysis activity. The record is from RefSeq and is a predicted model, not a curated record. The coding region runs from base 276 to 845 and encodes 189 amino acids.